This is a messenger RNA of Parascedosporium putredinis, 2028 nucleotides long. The record is from the annotation of a GenBank genome assembly. NCBI's taxonomy places the organism in Eukaryota, Fungi, Ascomycota, Sordariomycetes, Microascales, Microascaceae.
AUGGCAUACACAACCACAACAACAUUUGCAACUUCUGCGUCCAAGGCUUCGAUUUAUGGCACAGUAAGACAGCCAAGCAGUCGCAAUCGCACGCUCCGGAAAUCUUCCAGUCUUGGGCCUGGUAUCGCGACGGCAUCGACACCGAAUCUUAACUCCUUGUUCAAUUCCCAUUCGCGCGUUGCCGUGCGACCAAGCCUUGCACGCAAGGGGUCGUUGGCGACGCUUACCCAGUCUUCUCUCGCUUCGAUUCCCGAUGCUAGUGAAUCGUACGGAUACGAUACUGUCCUGAACGAUUCCAUAAUGCCUCCCCUCACGCCCGGGCGCUUCAUGGCGGAGGACCUGGCCAUCGGCGAUGCGGUUGAGGUGCCUGGUAACAUGUUUGGCACCGUACGCUUCGUCGGCGCGGUCCAGGGGAAGAAGGGCGUGUUCGCCGGUGUCGAGCUGAACCCAGAAUUUGCGGCUCGAGGAAAAAUAACGGAGACGUUGAUGGGCAUCCCGGCGCGACGGCGCGACCUCGAUACCCGCCACCCCGACCGGCUUUUCCGGCGGUCUCAAGAUUGGAACCCAGAAUUCUACCAACUAUACACCGCCAACCCCUCUCUCCCCAAAUUUUCUCAAUCUGUCGGCCCUGGCCGCGCCCCAAGCCCGUACGGCAAAAAGCCGCCCCGCGCGUCGCUCCCACGGCCAGAAUCGCCCGUCCGACGCCUUCAGAUGACGCCGGGUCCUCGACCCUCAAUGAGCACUAGCCCCAGCAAGGCUAAUAAUGCAAACUCUCGCUAUGGGGACCCCAAAGCUAGUGUGGGCCCUCGAAGCGUUUCUGCGCUUGGUUUCGACGACGAUGAUGCCACCCCCACCAGCAUCAGCCAGGCCAAGACAAAUGGGAGCAUCGGAUCUAUUUCUUCCUUCACGGCCAAGAUGCGGCCGGCUUCGAGGGCAAACAAUGAUGACGAGUUGGAGCGUCUUCGCGCCCAACUUGAUGAUCGCGACAAACAACUCAGGGAUCAGACGGCUACUUUGUCGGAGAUGGAAAGCACCCUUACGGAACUCCAAGGGCUUAUGGAUCAGCCGGGAGGCCCGCGGUUCGGCGGUCCCGGUCCGGACGACGAUAAGGACGCGGCGCAACUACGAGGUCUCUUGCGCGAGAAGAAUGACAAAAUUGCGAUGCUUACCUCCGAAUUUGACUCUCACCGCGCGGAUUUCCGCAGCACCAUUGAUGCCCUCGAGAUGGCCAGCACGGAAACAGUUCGGGUGUAUGAGGCUCAAAAGAAGGAGAUGAUGCAGGAGAUCCAGGACCUCACGUCGAGGUUGGAGGAUGUCGAAUCCGUAGCGUCGCAACUAAAGCAACUCGAGGACCUCGUCCAGGAUCUCGAAGAAGGCCUCGAAGACGCUCGGAGGGGCGAAGCGGAAGCACGCGGCGAGGUCGAGUUCCUUCGGGGAGAGGUGGAGAGGACGAGAGCGGAACUGCGGCGCGAGCAGCAAAAGGAAGACGAGAUUCGCGGGCUCAAGGCCAUUAUACACUCGCUCAGCCGUGACUCGGCGCCAACGGAGGCGGGCGAAUCACCCGAGUCUCGCCGACUGCGAGAGAAGCUCGAGCGGGACGUGGCGGAUCUCCGGGCUGUUCUCGAAGAGAAGACGGGACGUGAGGAGGAACUGGAGCGCGAAGUAGACACUCUGCGUCGGUCCAACAGCAUACAGAAUCAUCGCCAGAGCGCGAUGACGGUGGUUAGCGCCCGCCGGUCAUCGCUGCGAGACUCCCGAGACACAGUGAUCCUAGCGCGCAACCAGGGAGCCCGGUCUCCCGAGGCGACAAAUGGUCACAAGCGAGCCCAUACUCUGGACACGAUGCCCGAGAGCGAUACAUACUCGACAGCGACGGAGAACAGCACCCUCUGGUGCGAGAUUUGCGAGACGGGCGGUCACGAUAUCCUCACCUGCACCAACAUGUUUGGGCCGGAAGGUGCCAAGACCAGCGACCUUCCCCGUCGCCACCACGUGCGGCCAGUCAAGGGCUUAAGCCGACCGUCAUGA